AAGACUCUCACUGUCGUCUUGGUUACAGUCAGGAAGCAGCAAACAGCGUACAGUAGCUUUAGCAUGUCAACAAACAUAUAUGUGCCACUUUAAGCGUUUCAGUCUUGAUAUUAUCUUAACUGUUCACUUUUACAAGCUGUGACUCCUCUCUGGCAAAGAAAGAUGAGCGGGAACACUGAUGACAUCAAGCCUGUGAACUGCACAAUCAAACCUCCCGUCUACCUGCAGAUUGGAGAUACCAAAACCGACGCAGCUUACUCUGGUGUUUGUGUUGUAGAUGUCACCCUCCCGUUCGGAAAGCCUGUCAAUAUUGAGGAAAUCACCUUUAAGAACUACUACACAGCCUAUGUGACUGUGCGUUUGCUGAGGAGGAGCCCCGGCCAGGACGCCCCCGCUAAGUGGUCCACUGCUCUAAGAGACCUGCCUCUGAUGGACAACCCCCACACCGAGGCAGGCUCCCAAGACUACUGCUCCAUCCACAGGACACAGAUGCAGGUGGAGCCGGAUCAUGUUGUGUCUGUGAGACUGAUCCUGAGACAGCCGUCCUCUGCCUGGCUGGCCUUCAGCCUUGAAGAGAUCAAAAUAUUCCCUCAUAUGGAGCCGGACCCAGAGAAGGAGGUUUCUGAUUGGCUGUCUGACCUGACGCUGGUUGACAAACAUCCCGACCUGGAGGGCCUCCCAGACCCCCAGACUGUAUCAUCCAGUAUCCAGCAGAUGUGGGCUCUGACUGAGGUGAUGCAGACCAACCAGACUACAGCCUCCAUCGGACGAUUUGAUGUGGACGGUUGCUACGACAUCAACCUGCUCUCCCUGACGUAACAUGACCGGCGUGUUCUUACACAUACAUUGAGCUCACUUUGUGGAAGGACAAAAACCUAUAGAAAUGUAUAUUGUCUGCAUAAGAACCAUUGAGUAGAGUUUCAGAGAAGAAAAAGAAAAAGUAUAAUAUAUGUGUUCCUGGAAUGGCAAUGCAUGAUGGAACAUUAACAGUGGCUAAUGAGAUCAUGAUUUAUUGUGAUAUACUUUUUAAAAAUGUUUUGGUCUGAUCAAACAUUGCUAUGCACUUAAGCGUGUACUAGGGCAAAACGUUUUAAUCAUUUUCAGGAAAAGGUACGUCAAUGAGAGUACACUUUUAACUGCACUUACUGAUGCAGUUAUUUAUUGAUCUAAAAGGUAUACUUACUCAGCAGUCCUGCUCUAAUCCUGCAUACAGUGUGGUAUUGUAAUACUUUAAAUAGUCUUGUCUUCGAGCAUCAAUAUUUAGCUAUCUGCAUACUGCAACCUACUGAAACCAUUAGACGACUUUUCCUUGUAAUCGGUUGACUUAUGUUGAGGUCCAUGAUGACAGGCUGCAGGAUGGUUUAAUGAGUCCCAUUCAUUGUGAAAAUAGAGAGCACAGUAUACCAUCAGUCUGUGGCUCAGACAACACUUUGAAUGUGUCAAAAUAUACUGUAUAUUGCAUAUAUUUAAUGUAAUGCCAUCCACUAUGGAACACUUGGUGGUAGCAGUGGAUUAUUUAAAGAAGGCAUAUCAUGCUCAUUUCCAGGUUCAUACUUGUAUUUUGGGUUUCUCCUAGACGUCCUAAUGUCUUUUCCUAACCAUUUUUCCUUGACCUCAAUGGAAAACAUCAUGAGGUUGAGGAAAGAUGUGAAAGAGAGUUCAUGACAGUUCAUGUAAUAUUUAUUUAUGAUAAUUAUUUGUUUAUUGACAGUUUGCUAUAUGUUUACUGUUAAUUGUAUUCGUCGUUCUUGUUUAGUUUUUUACUUAGGCAUUUCUCACAUGUUCAAAAUCAAUAAAUAAUUAAAAAUAAAGUGAAACGAAAUGGUUGUCACUGUCCACUCAUAUGUAUCAACAUUAAUUCCAAUUAGUAGAUGACCGAAUGCAAAUAAUAUGCAAGAUAAGCAUAUUGUUUUCGUCAACGGCAGAAUGGUGUGUCGAUUUAAAUGUUGUGGCCGCAAGGAAUUGUAGGAUGGGAUUUUUGACUGCAGCCCGAGUCUGAAACGCUCCGUUUUAGUGUCUGUCUCUUUAAGACCCCCUCCUGAAAAAGCCCAGUAUGCUCAGAUUAGCUUGCAAGAACAAUAUGAAGCACCUUUGCAAAGGUAGUUCUCAAGCUGUGGGCGGUAUAUUCUAAUGAACCUGCAUGUGACAUGGGAAGGGGAGCCAAAUAUGAACGGCUUGUUGAAUCACGUUUUCUGAUCUAGACA
This is a messenger RNA of Sebastes umbrosus (honeycomb rockfish), 2204 nucleotides long. It is a transcript of the gene nicn1, whose product is annotated as nicolin 1. NCBI's taxonomy places the organism in Eukaryota, Metazoa, Chordata, Actinopteri, Perciformes, Sebastidae. Bases 163 to 819 code for a protein of 218 amino acids. Gene Ontology annotation, cellular component: nucleoplasm. The transcript has 7 exons. The record is from RefSeq and is a predicted model, not a curated record.